GUCAGAAGCAUCAGCAUUUAAAAAAAAAAAAAAAUGGACCUGCUGGCCAAAGCAUCUGUGCUGCUGUUGCUGCUCCUGAGCCUCAGCAACGCUCAAACUGACAAUAUGGAGGAAGCAGAAAACGGUUCAUCAAAGGAGGAAAUAGACGAGUCUGAACUGGAGGACGUGUCCUCCAUCAUCUUCAGAAUGAACAACAACUCUAUGGAGGAACUGUUGGAAGGAGAUCUUGUUCUUCCCAAAACCAGGAAUGCCAUGAAGUGCUUUGGCGCUCCAGAUAGCUGCCGCUGGCCAAAGUCUUCCAAUGGCAUCGUGAAGGUUCCUUAUGUGGUUAGCGACAACUAUGAAAGUGACGAGAAGGAAACCAUUCGGAACGCCAUGAAGGAGUUUGCAGAAAAAACCUGCAUUCACUUUGUUCCUCGCAACAAUGAGAGGGCCUACCUGAGCCUUGAACCCAGAUUUGGCUGCAAGUCUAUGAUGGGCUAUGUUGGUGACAAACAAGUGGUGGUGCUGCAGCGGUUUGGCUGCAUAAAGCACGCCGUCAUCCAGCAUGAGCUCCUGCAUGCUCUGGGUUUCUACCACGAGCACACUCGGAGCGACCGCGACCAGCAUGUAAAAAUCAACUGGGAAAACAUCAUUAAAGAUUUCACACACAACUUUGAUAAGAAUGAUACCGACAAUCUGGGCACCCCGUAUGACUAUGGCUCCAUCAUGCACUAUGGAAGAACUGCCUUUGGAAAAGACAGAAAGGAGACCAUAACCCCCAUCCCUAACCCCAAAGCUGCCAUUGGCCAAACAGAGAGGAUGUCGGACAUCGAUAUACUUCGAGUCAAUAAGCUUUACAAAUGUUGAGAUGACAUGAGCUGAAAAUGAUAUUUGAUGCUUCAUGUGGGUGUAACGACAUUAAAGUGAAUCGGUAAAGG
This is a messenger RNA of Oryzias latipes (Japanese medaka), 920 nucleotides long. RefSeq names its product protease (gene lce). Gene Ontology annotation, molecular function: zinc ion binding; metalloendopeptidase activity. NCBI's taxonomy places the organism in Eukaryota, Metazoa, Chordata, Actinopteri, Beloniformes, Adrianichthyidae. Gene Ontology annotation, biological process: proteolysis. The record is from RefSeq and is marked provisional.